AUGAGGUUGAAACAGCCUAACACAAAAAGGAAAAAACAUACCACAGACAGUGUCAAAUUUGAUCCCAACAGUAAGAAGAUUGUGUGGCAAUUGGGUAUGAUUUUUGAAAGUGUAAAAGAGUUUAGAUUGGCAGUCACUAAGUAUGUAAUUCAGAGAAGGGUUCAUAUUGAAAAGUGUGUGAAUGAGCCAACUAGAGUAAGGGUGAGAUGUUGCAAGGUAAAUUGCAAAUGGUUGUUAUAUGCAAGUUUGGACAGGAAGACUAACAACUUUGUUAUUAAGACUUACAUGCCAAUACAUUUAUGUCAAAAGGCUUCUAGAAAUUACUUGUGCAACUCUAAAUUCAUUGCUAGUGUCUUUAAAGAUAAAGUGAUUGAACAACCAAAUAUCAGAGUGUUCAAGUUGCAAGAGUUAAUCAGGAAGAAGUAUAAUGUGCAUGUUGGUAAGACCACAGCUAGAAGAGCAAGAGCUAAAAUUUUGAAUGAAAUUAUGGGUGAUCAUGUUAAGGAGUUUGGGAGAAUUCUUGAUUAUAAGGAUGAGUUGUUAAGGUCUAAUCCUGGGAGUACUUGUGUGGUGAAGCUUGGUGAAGCUAAUGAAGAUGGUAGGGUAGUAUUUGAGGCAUUUUACAUCUGUUUUGCUGCACUCAAGAUGACAUUCAUGUCAGCUAGAAAAUGUAUUGGUUUGGAUGGUUGUUUCUUGAAGGGGGUAUGCAGGGGUCAAUUACUUAUUGCAGUGGCCAAUGAUGGCAAUAAUCAAAUGCUUCCACUUGCUUGGGCUGUAGUUGAAAAUGAGAACACAAACAGUUGGAGUUGGUUUAUUUCUCUGUUGCAAGAAGAUUUGGGAUUAAGAGAUGGAACAAAUUUCACCAUUAUGUCAGACAUGCAAAAGUUGUUGCCAGCUUGUGAGGAAAGAAGGUGUGCUAGGCAUAUACUAGCAAAUUGGUCACAGAAUUGGAAAGGGCUGCAAAGGAAGAAACUGUUCUGGAAGUGUGCUAGAAGUACUUUUGAAGCUGAAUUCAGAGAAAAUCUGGAAGAGCUGUCUAAACUAGGUACGGGUAUAGUGGAUGAUCUAAUUUACUAUGAUAAAGAAUAUUGGUGCAAAGUGUAUUUUAAUUGUGAAGUUAAGUCUGAUGCAAUAGAUAAUAAUAUGUGUGAGAGCUUUAAUGCUUGGAUUUUGUCUGCAAGGCAUAAAACCAUUAUUAGUAUGCUUGAAGAGAUAAGGAUUAAGGUCAUGACUAGGUUAGCUAGGUUAAGUGAAUUUCCAAACUCUUGGAUAACCAACUUCUCUCCAAUGGCAAUGAAAGUAUUAGAAGAAAAUAUUGAUAAGUCAAUGGCAUGUAACAUUGAGUUUAAUGGAGUAACUGGAUAUGAGGUUUUAGAUGGAUACAAACAACACACUGUAUGUUUGAGAAAGAGGGAGUGUAGUUGUAGAUCUUGGAUGUUGAAGGGAAUACCAUGUGCACACGCCUUAGCUGCAAUGUUGCAUAGACAAUAUGAUCCACAUGAUUUCAUUCAUCCAUGCUANUUACUCACAUUUCAUACAACCUAUGAAUAA
Messenger RNA from Solanum stenotomum, 1551 nucleotides. RefSeq lists its product as uncharacterized. Bases 1 to 1551 code for a protein of 516 amino acids. The record is from RefSeq and is a predicted model, not a curated record. NCBI's taxonomy places the organism in Eukaryota, Viridiplantae, Streptophyta, Magnoliopsida, Solanales, Solanaceae. The transcript has 2 exons. Gene Ontology annotation, molecular function: zinc ion binding.